GGGGGUUUGACUUUUUACUAUUACCAAAACUACCGCUACAACUCUGGAUGUUUGCUGCUAUGCUUGUUUUAACUUCCGGGGUGUUCGCGUUUAAAGUGUUUCAAAAGAAUUGAAGUCGGCAUUCAUGUAGUAUUAUGCGUAACAUAUUGGGGAUCCUUGUGGCAUCCUGCGGAUAUUUACCCGACAAGUGGAGAGUAAUGGUGUUGUGAAGGAGCCAACGCAGAGUGACGGCGGCAUUGCAAAAACGAAGACAACAAACAAAUGGUUCGCUUGGCAUCGUUUGCUGCUCGAAACGCUGCAGCUAAGGCACAGGCCGAUGGUGUGGAUGCGGACAGCGGUGUCCCGCAGGGCCAGCAGCCCGGGGAGACUCCCGAGGCGCAGGAGGCCGCCCUGGUGGCUAUGUACCAGUCCGCGCUGGUCAGCGCUGCGGAAGGGAGGACGAGGGACGCGGUGGAGGGCUUGCAAGCCGUGUUGAGUCAUCCCAUGCUGGCUCUGGAGCCAGGCAGUGCGGCAAGCACACGUGGCACGCUCCGGGAGCUGCGCUUCCUGACGCUCCGGAACCUGGCGGACCAGUUGGGGCAGCUGGAGGAGCAGCAAGCGCAGGAGGGAGGGCAGCAGCAAGGAGACGGUUGGGGCUGGGGAGGCGGGGAGGACAGUACAACAGCGGUGCGGUUGCACUUGUACGGCGAGGCUGUACUGCAACAGCACGCGGACUCUCAGG
Astrephomene gubernaculifera is the source of this 721-nucleotide messenger RNA. Lineage: Eukaryota; Viridiplantae; Chlorophyta; Chlorophyceae; Chlamydomonadales; Astrephomenaceae. The record is from the annotation of a GenBank genome assembly.